GCGGCCUCCGCGCUUCCGGUAUCCUGAGCUUCUAGGUUUGAAUCCUGCUUCUGGGCGCUGUAAUUGUCCCAACGCCGCUGGAAUCAUGGUGUUCUACUUCACCAGUAGUAGCGUUAACUCGUCUGCUUACACUAUUUACAUGGGAAAGGAUAAAUAUGAAAAUGAAGAUCUGAUCAAGUAUGGCUGGCCUGAAGAUAUUUGGUUUCAUGUGGACAAACUCUCUUCGGCUCAUGUGUACCUUCGAUUGCAUAAGGGAGAGAAAAUAGAAGAUAUUCCAAAGGAGGUGCUGAUGGACUGUGCCCAUCUUGUGAAGGCCAAUAGCAUUCAAGGCUGCAAGAUGAACAAUGUCAAUGUGGUGUACACCCCGUGGUCUAACCUGAAGAAGACGGCCGAUAUGGACGUGGGCCAGAUUGGCUUUCACAGGCAGAAGGAUGUGAAAAUUGUGACAGUAGAGAAGAAAGUGAAUGAGAUCCUGAACCGAUUAGAAAAGACCAAAAUGGAGCGGUUCCCGGACCUAGAGGCAGAGAAAGAAUGCAGAGACCGUGAAGAGAGAAAUGAGAAGAAAGCCCAGAUUCAGGAAAUGAAAAGGAGAGAAAAGGAAGAGAUGAAAAAGAAGAGGGAGAUGGACGAACUUAGGAGCUAUUCGUCACUAAUGAAAGUUGAGAAUAUGUCUUCAAAUCAGGAUGGCAAUGAUUCAGACGAAUUCAUGUGAAUGGAGAAAAGGACCUUUUAAAGAUGUGAAUUUGGGGCAGUGUGCAGCAGUUUUCAUUUCAUCUGUGUUCUGAGUCAUAAAAAAACAACCAACCAAAAUUCUGCCUUCAUAAUAUUCUACAAAUAUUACCAACUUUGGAGUUUAAAAAAAGUGUUUCCUUUUUUGCUGUCAGAAAAGGAUCAGAUGAAUAUAUAUAUAUGUAUAUAUAAAUGUGUAUACAGUAUAGUUGGACUUUAAGACAGCAUAUAACUUUAGGAAAGUGAAAAUAUUUUUGCCAGAACAUGCCUUGGAACCUCACGAAAGUUGGCCGCCCCUGUUCUUGGAAUAGACUCUAGAACGAACCAACUCUGGAAAGUAUUUCUAUUACUGCAGUCUGUCCUGAAAACAGAUGUCUUGAAAAGCUCCUCAUAUUCUUAAAAUAGUCUCAGUUCUAUUAAGAAGAACGUGUUGAUGAGCAAUAUAAGCGAAUGUUCCUCUCACCCCUGACUUCCUGAUUAAGGGAAAAAAAAAAAGAUAAUGGGUUUUGAAGUGAUCGUGAUAUUUUCAGAAGAUAACUGGCUUCAGUGGUCAUGUCCCAUAGUGCCGUCCGAGUUUGUUAAUGGAUCUGCCCUCAUCUCUCAGAUUCUCCAAGCUUCCACCUGCUACAUCCUUCCUUUUCCCAUUGAGAGCCUCCACGCAGGCACCAUUAGACUUAAGAAAAAGAAUAGUCAGUGUUAAUCAGGGUUGGGCCUUAGGUCUGUUUUUACCUGAGCCCCAAGUUGUAUAUUAUAGCUUCCGGCUCCAGAGUCAUUUCUCAGCAUUGAGGGAAGAAACAGGAAGGAGUGCUUUGUGAAUUCCUCUGAAGAUGUAGGUUACCUGAUUUCUGUCUUGGGAUGUAGCAUAAAGCCCGAGUCUAUUUGGCAGUUGUGGUUUAGAAAGACUUAGGCAUUUUCACUUGCCAGCCAAGUAGUUUGUUAUUUCCUUUGAAAUAAUAUUUAUUUUGAGUGGUAAUCCCAGAGUUCAGAUUCCUCAGUUGUAGACUCAGUAACUUAAUAGGUUAACAGUCCUGCUCAUCUGAACCACCUGCCUUCUAGGGUGAUUCUGAAUAGAAGAGCGAUCUCUAUGACAACCUGUAAGGCAACCGCUAUGGAAAGAGACAAAACAAUGAAGAGGAAAGACACAGUGUCUGUGGGUCAGAAGGCAGAGAGGUUCACACUUUAACCACACCCAGAAGUCUUCAGCUCUGUUCCAACCCAGCAAAAGCGCCUCCUCCAACAGAUAUUCCACCUCUAAUAGUACUUUGGAACAGAGGGUUAAACCACAAGACUUCAGCGUUUCUGUUUAUCCCGAGUUGGUGUGUGGGGUUGAACUGGAAAACAUCUUGGGCCAAAUUUUGAGAGAGGGUGCAGAAGAUAACUGCAUAGAUUAGUGAUUAUCUGUGUAUAUAUGUCUCAUGAUAGCCUGGAAUUCUGUGAGUUGGAAAUGUAACAAUAAAGACUCAUGUUUUAUUUGGGAGGACACUAAUCCAUAACUUCUUAGAAUGUGCUUGUUAGUUCCCUCCCCAAGCUGGUUCUUAGGGUGAUCAGGCUGUGAAACCCUUCUCUGUCAUGUGGGCUUAAUCUGACAGGUUCUACAGGGGUGAUCUUCCUCCCUCACUGACAGAUGUGUCUGUCCCAGAUGCCCAUGGGGUCCAGAGUGGACGACCUUUCUCAGAUACCUUCUUGAUUGAGUGUAACUCAGCAACUGUGCUUCUUCAGUCAGAUAGCCCUCCCACCUGGUUACUGUAAAUGAACUGCUGCAGAUGUCUAUAGAGUGGGGAGACCACCUCUGGCAUUGCCUGUGUAACCUCAUCUCUGCCCCACGUUACAGCAUAUACAGGGAGAACUUUGGAAGAAUACAUCUGUUUUUACUGUAGCGUGAGAGAUCCUGGGGUCCACAUGGUAAACUCUUAGCUGACACUGGUUUCAAAUCCUUGGCCCUCAACCCUUUACAGCUGCUCUUUGCUGAUCUCCCCCCCUUCCCUCUCUUUCUGUGUGAUAGGCGGGGUUUUUGACCAGCUCCCCUGGCCCCAGAGGAAGCAUCCUCCUUUUCUUCUGAGAACAUUGGCUCAGUGCCAACAGGUCAAACUGUUGGCAUUUAAGGCAUCUCAUUUCUGGCUAUUGGCAUGUUUCCUCAACUUUUUAUAGGAAAAUUCCAGAUUGUUGACAUUUUUAUGAGCUGUGCCCUUGAUCAAAUCACACAGCAUGAGCAUUUCUCUUUUCCACUCCGCCUCCAGUUUCCCCACUCUGAUCUGUGUGCAGGUGAGGGUCACAUGAUGGUUUACUUAACAAACUGUCGUAUUCCUGUAGCUUGAGAAUUUAUUUCUUAUCCACCUUUUUUGACCCGAUGUUGCAGUCUUUUGGGCAAGGGAAGUUUGUCACAGUGCGUGGGGUAGAACAGACUUUAGGAAGUUUACCAAAACAGGGACGGUUUUGACCUUUGCAAAGUAGGCGCUCAGCUGUGGUGGAGCCCCUUCAGUAUCUGUUUUUGCUGCUGUGCUGUGUUGAACAUCGUCUAAAGCCCCGAUUUUGGUGAACCUUUGAACUGUUCACUGCCAGUGGUCCCCCUGCUUGUGAAGGAAGGUGUGAGGCACACAGGUAGCAAGAUUAGAGAGGGAAGAAGGCUCUGGCCUCUUGUUUAAGACCAAAGCUGUUCCCACAUUUGUAUCCAUCAGAGACGGGAAGCUCUCGUCUUCCAGGCCGGAACAGGUUAUGGGAAAAACUGAGCAGGAUGGAGAAAGGGAACACUUUCCAAUUUUUCCUGACUUGUGGUCUUGAGGCCUGCUUUUCUCUGUUUGAUUUGAAGGACAGCGUGGUGAAUAAUAAAUCCCACACUCAGAAUGAUCACAGUAGAGAGAGUGGGCAGCAUCUUGAUUCUGAAGUAGGCUGGGAAACAGUCCAGCUGUACUCAGCAGUGUAAAAUUAGAAACUUCAGUUCCAAGCCAAAUGUCCAUCUCAACCCAUCUAACUCCAGGGAGCAUGUGAGAGCUGGGAAAUGAGGAUAGCACAUCCAGUACCCCAGCAGGCCACCGUUCAAGGUGGGCUUCGUGAGCGCUCUUUCCUGCCUCGUGCACCUGGGCCCAGCAAAGGGCAAGUGACUUGUGUGCAUUACGUCAUUUCACAUUGAGUAUGAACGAUGCCACCCAUAUACUCGUCAUGUUCUGGAUGAGUGACAUAUAAAAUAGAAUAAAAGCUUAUAGUUUGAGAAGAA
Messenger RNA from Odocoileus virginianus texanus, 3940 nucleotides. RefSeq names its product coiled-coil domain containing 25 (gene CCDC25). The record is from RefSeq and is a predicted model, not a curated record. NCBI's taxonomy places the organism in Eukaryota, Metazoa, Chordata, Mammalia, Artiodactyla, Cervidae.